Molecule: messenger RNA, 1893 nt
Organism: Adineta ricciae
Lineage: Eukaryota; Metazoa; Rotifera; Eurotatoria; Adinetida; Adinetidae
Source: the annotation of a GenBank genome assembly
AUGAUGAUGCGCAACGACCCAUCUGGUGUCCUGUCAUCGUGUGAUUUACUCGUCGAUCGAACAGACGACAACUACGACUCGAUGGUGAAACCUCAUCAAUCUGAUUUGCAUCAAUAUCAUCACUCUCAUUAUCCAAAUCAUCAUAGUGAUUCGUCGCGUUCAUCAUCAGUUUGUUCGUCGUCACUUUCACCCAAAACUUCCACAUCAACGGGUGCUAUCACAACAGGCAUUUCAUCAGCAACUGUGCCAGACGCAACAGUUGCCGUCACUCUAACUGAUAUCGAUCCACAAUUAGCUCAACAUGUCGAAUAUGAAUUAGGUUUAACAAAGAAGAAUGGAAAUGGAACUGGAACACGAAAAAAUGCUUGGGGAAAUUUAAGUUAUGCUGAAUUGAUUAGUAAAGCGAUUACAAGUAGUGCUGAACAGCGGUUAACAUUAUCGGAAAUCUAUGAUUGGAUGAUCAAAUAUGUUCCAUUCUUCCGAAAUAAAGUCGAUCGAAUCAGCAGUGCUGGCUGGAAACGGUUAACAUUAUCGGAAAUCUAUGAUUGGAUGAUCAAAUAUGUUCCAUUCUUCCGAAAUAAAGUCGAUCGAAUCAGCAGUGCUGGCUGGAAAAAUUCAAUUCGUCAUAACUUAUCCUUGCAUAACCGCUUUAAACGCGUCCAGAGCGAAGGUACGGGAAAAUCUUCGUGGUGGAUGAUCAAUCCGGAUGAUAAGAUGACUUGUGGAAAUGAUACAUCAUCAUCAUCGCCUGCUAGCGGAAUUAAACAGCCACGUCGUCGUCUAGGUCAGGGAGCGAAAUCUGCGUCUUUAUCGACCACAACUCAACCAAAACGACUUCGGGGACCUCGUUCAACUAAAACUACUCGAGCAAUGACUGUCGCACAACGAAUGGAGCAACAACAACAACAACAACAUCAAACGUCAGGUAAUCAACAGAUUCAGCCGUCUGACAUGUCAACGAUAUCAAUCUAUGACACUCAACAAUGGCCAUCUCAAUUAGAUACAGACAAUACUCCUAAUCACAUAUAUGAACAAGAACUAUAUUCAACAUCUGUUCAUACUCCAACAACGAAUACGAAUGGUAAUUCAACUGCAUGUCUUCAGUCGACCUAUUCCUAUGACGAUAUAGUAACUAAUUAUGUUGGUAAUACAUCAUCAACCAACAACACAAAUAAUACCGGUGAUUAUUCAUAUCAUCAUCCACAUCAGUAUCAAUCCCAUCCUCAGCAUUCGCAUACAUUGUAUCAACAUCAUCAUAGUUCAAAUUACGAUCCCGGUGCAUCCGGUGGGUACUAUCAUCAUUCAAAUUCAUGUCCACAUCCACUUGAUACAUAUCAUGCGAAUAAUCCAGGAACGUAUUCUUUGCAACAGCAACAGAUUGAUCCGAAUGAUGAACAGGUAUACCUACGUGCUCAUUCGAUCUCAUCACAUUCAUCUUCAUCUUCACUUUCUCCUCCAACUUUAUCGACAACUAAUAAUCUUUUACCUUCAUCUUCGUCCGGUUCAUCUUCUUCAAACUAUCCUCCAUCACAUCCACAUAAAUCGUCCCUAUCCGGUGGUUAUCUUCAUCCGACUUCGAAUGGCACAGUAACUCUCUACAGUCACCAUCAUCAGCCACAUCAUCCAGAUAUCGAAACUUUACUUGAUUUAAACACUCAAGAUGAUGAUAUCGAUGAUGAUGACGAUCUUUCAACUCUUGUACAUCAUCAUCAAGGAAUGAUUGAUGAUCAACAUCAACUCUCGUCAUUCUUUUCUCCUGACCAUAAUCAUCAAGUCAUUUCUCACAAUGAUGCAUCACCAUCACUUUUACGUACGGUGCUGAAUAGGCCGAUUGUCGACACUCUAAAUGUUUGUCGAACGUUUGUUUUUCCUAAAUUUCACGCGCACUUGUAA